Messenger RNA from Aplysia californica (California sea hare), 1285 nucleotides. RefSeq names its product 5-hydroxytryptamine receptor 3A. The record is from RefSeq and is a predicted model, not a curated record. The coding region runs from base 4 to 894 and encodes 296 amino acids. Gene Ontology annotation, molecular function: extracellular ligand-gated monoatomic ion channel activity; neurotransmitter receptor activity; transmembrane signaling receptor activity. The transcript is spliced from 2 exons. Gene Ontology annotation, biological process: regulation of membrane potential; monoatomic ion transmembrane transport; chemical synaptic transmission. Gene Ontology annotation, cellular component: neuron projection; membrane; synapse. Lineage: Eukaryota; Metazoa; Mollusca; Gastropoda; Aplysiida; Aplysiidae.
UCUAUGGACAUGGAAAAGUUCCCGAUGGACACACAAGUGUGCUCGCUAGUGUUUGAUAUUCCCAGUUCCUACUUCAACGACGUCACGUUCGGGUCAGACUUCAGCGUCAUCAAUUCCUUUCACAAAAAUCAGGUUGAUUGGCUGGUAAAGGAUAUCAACAUAGGAUCGAUAGAAGAAAAGGCUAUUGACAUCGACAUCAUACAGACAAUUCUAGAGGUUCGUUUAGCCCUCUCGAGGCAGCCCUACUACUACAUUGUGGGGACCAUCAUACCACUCAUCUUUUUGUCGUGCCUUAAUCCUUUCGCCUUUCUACUACCUGUGGAUCAUGGUGAGAGAAUCUCGUUCUCCGUCUCUCUGCUGCUUUCCUACGCCGUAACUUUGGCCAGUCUGACAGACAUGAUGCCUAGCUCUAGCAGUACUGUGUGCUACAUCAGCAUACUGUCCAGCGUCAGUAUGUUCACCAGUGUCUCCAUUGCUCUACUUGUUAUCAUAACCGCCCGGGUCGCCACUUGGGAAGGUCAAAGUACCAACAGACAGUUGUGGACCUUCUUAGCCAAGUUUGUGUGUUGGAAAAAGAUCAACCGGGUGAAUACUAGAGGAGACCAAUCGGCUUCAAAAGAUAAUAAAGCAGUCCAAAGGAAAACUCAGCAUGUGGAGAGAGAACAAAAUGAGAGUCUUUUCAGAGUUCUUAAUUUUGAGGAUGGCAAAGAAAAGCCAGCUGGUACAAAUAAUAUUUCUCAAAGUCAUAACAAUGCUGGAGAAACAUCUUUCAGACAGAGCAAUUCUUUGACGUGGUAUGAAGUUGCUUUCAUUAUGAACAGGGUUGCCUUUUUUGUCACAUCGAUUUCAACUAUAUUUUUCGUGACAGUGGUCAUGUUAAUGAUCUCUUUAUAAUUAAUAUACAUGUAUCUGCUUGGUUACGUCUGGGUCUGCAAAAUCCUCGUGUUUGGUGUACAUAUCAUUAAUGUAGUAGUAUUUUCCUGAAAACAAUACCGGUAGUCCGGUUGUUAUCACACUGGCGUGUGUCAUUAAACUGAAAGACUUCUCUAGAAAUCAGGAUAAUUGGUUCUAUCGACUUUUAUCUUGAAAACCCACGUCGGAAUUGUUGGUGUAUUUGACGCUGGUAUCGCCACUGAUACGAAAACAAGGCAUGGCGCGCUCCAUGAGUCCACAGGGACCGACCAAAAGACACAGAGACACAAAUACACUGAUGAACAUUUCUACACGGUUUUAUCAUUAAUUCCCGAUUGCAUAAACGUUAGAGAUGUUUUAUGUGGUGCCCCAA